Molecule: messenger RNA, 6699 nt
Organism: Delphinapterus leucas (beluga whale)
Lineage: Eukaryota; Metazoa; Chordata; Mammalia; Artiodactyla; Monodontidae
Source: RefSeq, a predicted model, not a curated record
GUCCCCUUGGCGGCGCGGCGCAGAACCGCAGGCGCUCGCCCGGCUAAGCCUGCGCGGGGCCGCCUAGGUAGCUCACAGCUUCGCAGGCGGCCUCCGGUUGCAGACCGCUGCGCACACGGCCCUAGGCAAAGACAAGGGCUCACCCGAGGCUCGGCGGCCGACGCGGCUCUCGGAAUAUGGCAACCUGUGCAUGGCUUGUCCUGGGAGGAGCUGACUUCAGUCAUUGUGAUGCCUAAGAAUCAAGUGUGACGUUUCUCCAGGUACUUCAUGGUGUUCUCCUCCAUCCUCUCCACACCACUGCUCUACGUGGCUCCUGAAACAUGGGGGAAAACGAGGACGAGAAGCAGGCCCAGGCUGGGCAGGUUUUCGAGAACUUUGUCCAGGCUUCCACGUGCAAAGGCACCCUCCAGGCCUUCAACAUCCUCACACGGCACCUGGAUCUAGACCCUCUGGACCACAGAAACUUUUAUUCCAAGCUCAAGUCCAAGGUGACCACCUGGAAGGCCAAGGCCCUGUGGUACAAACUGGACAAGCGUGGGUCCCACAAAGAGUAUAAGCGAGGGAAGUCUUGUAUGAACACCAAGUGUCUCAUCAUUGGAGGAGGACCAUGUGGUUUGCGCACUGCCAUUGAACUUGCCUACCUGGGGGCCAAAGUGGUCGUGGUGGAGAAGAGGGACACCUUCUCCCGGAACAACGUGCUGCACCUCUGGCCUUUCACCAUCCAUGACCUGCGAGGCCUGGGAGCCAAGAAGUUCUAUGGGAAGUUCUGUGCCGGCUCCAUCGACCAUAUCAGUAUUCGUCAGUUGCAGCUCAUCCUGUUCAAGGUGGCCUUGAUAUUGGGGGUUGAAAUCCAUGUGAAUGUGGAGUUCGUGAAGGUUCUAGAGCCUCCUGAAGAUCAAGAAAAUCAAAAAAUUGGCUGGCGGGCAGAAUUUCUCCCUGCAGACCACUCUCUGUCAGAGUUUGAGUUUGAUGUCAUCAUUGGAGCCGAUGGCCGCAGGAACACGCUGGAAGGGUUCAGAAGAAAAGAAUUCCGUGGGAAGCUGGCUAUUGCGAUCACCGCCAACUUCAUAAACAGAAACAGCACAGCUGAGGCCAAGGUGGAAGAGAUUAGCGGCGUGGCUUUCAUCUUCAAUCAGAAAUUUUUUCAGGAUCUUAAAGAAGAAACAGGGAUUGAUCUUGAGAACAUUGUUUACUACAAGGACUGCACCCACUAUUUUGUCAUGACCGCCAAGAAGCAGAGCUUGCUUGACAAAGGUGUCAUCAUUAAUGACUAUAUCGACACAGAGAUGCUGCUGUGUGCAGAGAACGUGAACCAGGACAACCUGCUUUCCUACGCACGCGAAGCUGCAGACUUUGCCACCAAUUACCAGCUGCCGUCUUUAGACUUUGCCAUGAACCAUUACGGACAACCCGACGUGGCCAUGUUCGAUUUCACCUCCAUGUACGCCUCCGAGAAUGCAGCCCUGGUGCGCGAGCGACAGUCACACCAGCUGCUCGUGGCCCUGGUGGGCGACAGCUUGCUUGAGCCAUUCUGGCCGAUGGGCACCGGCUGUGCCCGCGGCUUCCUGGCAGCCUUUGACACGGCGUGGAUGGUGAAGAGCUGGGACCAGGGCACUCCUCCCCUGGAGCUGCUGGCUGAAAGAGAAAGUCUUUACCGGCUGUUACCUCAAACGACCCCAGAGAACAUCAACAAGAACUUUGAGCAGUACACAUUGGACCCGGGGACGCGGUACCCAAACCUCAACUCAAACUGCGUCAGGCCCCAUCAGGUGAAGCAUUUGCACAUCACUAAAGAGUUGCACCAGUGCCCUCUUGAGAGGCUGGGCUCAGUGAGGAGAUCUGUCGGCCUCUCCAGGCGGGAGUCAGACAUCCGGCCCAGCAAGCUCUUAACCUGGUGCCAGCAGCAGACCAAGGGCUACCAGCAUGUCAACGUCACAGACCUGACCACGUCCUGGCGGAGUGGUCUGGCCCUGUGUGCCAUCAUCCACCGCUUCCGGCCUGAGCUGAUCAACUUUGACUCUUUGAAUGAAGAUGACACUGUGGAGAACAACCAGCUGGCAUUUGACGUGGCCGAGCGUGAGUUUGGCAUCCCCCCAGUGACCACGGGCAAAGAGAUGGCCUCAGCCCCGCAGCCCGACAAGCUCAGCAUGGUCAUGUACCUCUCCAAGUUCUAUGAGCUCUUCCGGGGCACCCCGCUGAGGCCCGUGGAUGCUUGGCGCAAAAACUACGGAGAGAGUGCUGACCUUGGCAUGGCCAAAUCAUCCAUUUCUCAUAACUAUCUCAACCUCACGUUUCCAAGGAAGAGAACUCCACGAGUGGACAGCCGAACCGAAGAGAAUGACAUGAGCAAGCGGAGGCGGAAAGGCUUCAACAACCUGGACGAGCCUUCAGCCUUUCCUAGCCAGAGCUUGGGCUCCAAUCAAGAGGGCUGUAAAGAAGGUGGAAAUCAGAACAAAGUCAAGUCCAUGGCAAGUCAGCUGCUGGCCAAGUUCGAGGAGAACUCUCGGAACCCCUCACUCCUGAGGCAGGAGUCCAUACGGAAGGCGUUUCCCCUGAACCUGGGUGGCAGCGACACCUGUUAUUUCUGCAAGAAGCGCGUGUACGUGAUGGAGCGGCUGAGCGCAGAGGGCCACUUCUUUCACCGGGAGUGUUUCCGCUGCAGCGUCUGUGCCACCACCUUGCGCCUGGCCGCCUAUGCCUUCGACAGUGAUGAAGGCAAGUUUUUCUGCAAGCCUCAUUUCAUUCACUGUAAAACCAACAGUCAGCAACGGAAGAGACGGGCAGAGUUGAAGCAACAAAGAGAAGAGGAGGGGAUGUGGAAAGAGCAAGAAGCCUCUAGGCGAGACCCUCCUGCGGAAAGUUCUUGCGCUGCCGCCGCCAUCGGCACGCCGGAAGGCAGCCCCCCAGGUAUCCCCAAUUCCUUCUUUAGGAAGGUGCUAAGCUGGCCCCUCAGGCUGCCGUGGGGCCUGCUUCACCUUCCCCAGAGGCUGCUUAACUGGAUUCAGGGACUGCUGCGUGCUGCCAGUCUGCAUAUCAGGGACAAUGCUUACAACUACUGCUACACGUACGAGCUCCUGAGCCUCGGGCUGCCGCUGCUCUGGGUGUUCUCCGAGGUCCUGGCUUCCAUGUACCGGGAGACCGAGGAGUCCCUCGAGGGCAUCCGCGACUGGCUGCUCAGAUGCUUCCCGGCCAAGCUGCACUGAAGCCCAGCCCCAAAGUGCCGUAACAUUUCCCGUGUAGAUGGCAGCAUGUGCAGCCAGCCCAGGCGCUGGCCAGGGAGCCCCACGCCCUUUAACCAGUUAGUUCAAAGCCAAAGAGUUUCCCGUCGGCCACCUGCACCUGGCCUGGUCGCGGUGAACAUCUGCUCCCGGUGCCCAGGCCAGCACGACAUGAAGGAUAUUUUUUUAUACCUUUGUACUUUUAUACCAAAGCGAGCCAUAUUUCUAGGUUUACAUUUCAAUUUUUAACUUUUAAUAAGCCAAGAGAAAGCAUCUUUUUCUAUGAGUGUCAGUUUUUCUAGACACGGGUUUGACGUUUAUAACUGGUACUACAAACCCUUCCCACGUUGUGGUCAGUUGUAAUCGCUGCUGCCUGCAACGUGAAUGAUUUGGGCUUCUCUGUAAACCAAAACCAGUGCCUUUUGAUUUAUGUGCCUGGAUACCACUUUUCAACAACGGACAGUUGUUUGCAACAUGAAAGCAUAAUACUUUAGAAGAAAAAAAUAGAAAGGGCAGAAGAGAAUUAAACCUACAGAAGCACGUGGCAGUGUGUAGUUGCCUGUUAUCUGUCCUCCCAGAGGGCGGAGGACUGUUUUCUCACUUGUUUGGAUGUAAAAGAGUAGCGUAAAGGUUCCUUGCUCAGAACCCCAUCACAGCCAAAUGAUGUGGAACCACAGGGUCUCAAGCAGAUUGCUACAAAUAUACGUUUCCCUUCCCACUAAUGAGCACGGCAGCGAAAGCCCAUUGGCCCCUGACCACGUGGAGCUCCAUCAAACUGAUGCAGUGUUGAAGAGGAGUUAUGUCCCCUGGUGGCAUUUUAAGCCCUCCUUAUGAGGUCCCCAGCCCAGGCUGCAGUCCGAGCCGAGGCCACUCAGGGUCCACAGCCAUGAGGCUGAGGGGAGAAACUGCCCUUUCACAUAACGUCCUUUGAGACCGAGGGCAUUUGUUAGCAGCUCAGGGUAUUAUUUCUGGGAAGUGCGGCCUGCCCCGUGAGCAUGGCUUGCAGAUGUCCCAGCUUCUUAGCCGCUCGGCUGCCAUGCAUAUUUGGUCAAACAGUCAGAAACCAUUUAUUUUCACGCUGUCCUAGCAAAGGAAUGCAUCUGACCUCCAGGGGGAAGCUCCCCUGUGUCUUGACUGUCAGGGGAGGCUGGGAGUGGACGCUAUUACUGACUCAUGCAAAAGAAAUACACCCUAUUAAGGGCAAAACAGGACUUGGGCCCACCUGCAUUCUUCUCUCUGGGCAUCUGGAAGAGGCCUCAGCUCUCCCAACUCCACUUGCCUGGACAUGCACGGCUGCUGAGUCUGGCUGAACAGUGGAGAUGGCUGAUAGAGAAAGGCCUUCUGCAGUGUGUUCAGUGUAUCUAGAGUGGCUGGGCCAGAGACGGCUCUCUGCGUGUUACACUAGAAAGAUCCUCUAGGUUAAAUAAGGAUGGAGCCCGGUAGGUUAGGAGCCAGAGCUCUUGAGGCCUUUGAGAUGCCAAGUUCUCUAGGGUGGGAAGAAGUGGGGAGGCAUUUCUAUAAACACUUCCCUGAGUCCUUGGGCAAAUCAGGGACAUGGCUGCGGCCAAGUUCGUGGGAACUGGCGUCUCUGUCCUUGUUGGAACUGUUCUCGUCCUAUGACUUGCAUUGUGUUUUUCCAAAUUUCUGCUGGUAUUUUAAUGUUCCGCAUGGUGGGAGGAGCCCUUGAUUCAUUUUAUGUUUGAUUCUGAAAGUCACGACAUAAACACAUGCACGGCUGUCAUUGUUAUUCCCGUCAGCUCAGGGCAGGGUGAGAUGCUUUGUGGGAUGCUCCGUGAAGCCAGUUAGGAUCUCUGAGAAUGUCACUUUUGGCCAUAAGGAGACUGGUUUGAAUUACUCUGGCGAGACAGGGCGUGCCUGUCAGAAGCCUGAGUUGUUUGUAUGUUCUGAGACUUUGAACCUUCCUGGUGGGGCAGCACCAAAACACAAAGGUGGGUCCUGGAGGGGGGGCCGGAUGUCUCUAAGCCUCCACAACAUAUUCAAGAAUGAACGUGGGGCUCGAGAGUAAAAUCGGGGCAGAGAGGAUGUGGAGGGCUGUGGAGGACAGAGGAGGGACGGCCAAUUGCACGGAUUCACUCUUGCAGAUAAGUGGCUGCUCACUGCCAGAAAGGUUCAUCCGUCCUAAGCAAACCGUAACUUGUUUGGGGAAGUUUCUAUUUUUUUAAUGGUUGCCUCGUUUUCAAUUCCCGUGCCUUCUCGUGUUGCCUUGUGCCCCGCAACUAAAUUCUCUUUUCUGUCUCUCUCUUUCCGACCUUACACUGUGGCCGUCAGUUCAUUUCAGCCUUCCGGUGCUACACCCACUUCUUGGCUGACACAAUUCUGCUCUGAGGUGACUGGUUUUCUUGCCAAUUUUCAGAGAGUGGUACUAACCCCUGACCCGCUUUCCGUACCCCAUGCCCCCGCCGUGGCCUUGGUUGAGCUAACUGCGAGUGUCUUGCAUACUAAUGCGCUCAUUCAGUGGCAUGGUUGGUGAACAGCAUGGGGUGGUGUUCAGCUCAAAAGCGAAAGCCGUUUCUGAUUCCAUCCCUCUGAGCCAGCUGCCCGGUUCACCCCAAGUGCCUGCCCCACCUCCCCUCUGCGCCCUGCGGCCUGCGUGCAUGCUUUUCUGGUUGCACGUACAAAGCCCCUCACCUUACUGGGAGGGUUAACCCCGAAUGUGAGACAGUACCAUAGAGAGGGCGCUUCACCAUUGAAAAGAACUCUUUCACCUCUCAGCCUCUGAAAAAGCACAUGCAUACCAGCAUCUUCUUCAGUUGGUUCUAGUAUAAAGGUUAUCGAUGAAAACCAUAGGUGACUCUUUUCAGAAGGAUUUAAAAAAAAAAAUACUCCCAGGCUUCAUCACAAGCUUGACCCAGACUCUGUAUUUUGAACACACAAUCACAAUUUUCCUAGCAAAUCCUUUCUCCACUGCAGCCUAUACUUUACCUCCAAGGGCUUUGCUGUGGCUCUUCUGAUCGCUCUGGGCUCGUAAAGCCCUGGAUGAUACAGAAGCUUCAACUAGAGCAGUCAUUGUCACAGACCAGGGAUGCCUUUGAGAGAUGACUCAGUUGGGCCCCAGGUCUGGAGCAGCGCAUUUCAAUGCCCCCACGAGCCUUUAGCUGGAGCAGCAGGACACUCAGAGUGCUUUUAAAGAGAAACACCAUGCCAAGUACAGUGGGGCUGCUGAAGGCCAGGCCUCGCAGUCUCGGGCCGCAGGUGGGGUACGUCCUGCAUGCGGCCCAGAGCCAUGCUGACCCUUGCCUGUCUGCACAGCCCCGCAUGCUGCAUGGCUCCCUCGUUGGUGCAGAUCCUAGCCAGGACCAAGUCACCGUUCUUGUCUUAUCUUCUCUUGCAGAGUCUCCCCCCUUUUUAGAAUGUCAACCAAAGAGUGCCCUCCUCCCUCCAGCCUCCUCCCUAGCUAGCCUCCCCACAUCAUCACCACGCAUGUUUGUGACCUUUGGUAGUCAUUACAGUGCCACAUGGA